GAAGGCGGGAUGAGAGAGAAGGAGAGAGAGGGAGAAAAAGAGAAAGAGACAGGGAGAGAGGGAGGGAGAAGGCGGGAUGGAGAGAGAAGGAGAGAGAGAGAAAAGAGAAAGAGAGAGACAGAGAGAGGGAGGGAGAAGGAGGGAUGGAGAGAGGACAGAGAGAGAGGGAGGGAGAAGGAAGAAAGAAAAGAGAAACAGAGAGAUAGAGAGGGAGGGAGAAGGCGGGAUGGAGAGAGAAGGAGAGAGAGAGAAAAAGAGAGAGAGAGAGAGACAGAGAGAGAGGGAAGGAGAAGGAGGGACAGAGAAAAAAGAAAAGAAAAAAAAAGAGAGAGAAAAAAAGAAAGAGAGAGAGGAGAAGAGGAGAAGGAGAAAGAAGAGAAAGAGAGGAGGGAGAGAAAAAGAGGAAAGAGAGAAGAAAGAGAAACAGAGAGAGAGGAGAGGAGGAAAAGAGAAGAGAGAAGAGAGAGGAAAAGAGGAAAGAGAAGGAGAGAGAGAGAAAAAGAGAGAGAGAAGAAGAGAGGAAGGAGGGAGAGAGGGAGAGAGGAAAAAGGAGGAAAGGAGAGAGAGAGAGAGAGAAAAGAGAAAAAGAGGGGAGAGAGAAAGGGGAAGAGAGAGGAGAAGAUGAGAGAGGCAGAGAGAGAAAAAGAGGAGGAGAGAGAGGAAAAAGAAAAAAAGAGAAAAAGAAGAGAGAGAGAGAGAGGAGAAGGAAGAGAGGAAGAGAGGAAGGAGAAAGAGAGAAAGGAAAGAGAAAAGAGAAGAGGAGAAGGAGAGAGAGAGGAAGAAGAGAGAGGGAGGAAAGAGAGAGAGAGAGAGGAGGAUAGAGAGGAAGAGAGAAAAAAGAGAGGAAGAGAGAGAGAGAAAGAAAAGAGAAAGAGAGAGGAGGAGAAGGAGGAGAGAGAAGGAGAGAGAGAGAAAGAGAGAGACAGAGGGAGAAAGGGGAGAGAGAAAGAGAGAGAGAAAGAGGAGAGGAGGGAGGAGGAGAAAAGAGAGAGGAGAGAAAGGAGGAUGAGAGAAGGAGAGAGAAAAAGAGAAAGAGAAGGAAGGGAGAGAAGGAGAGAGAGAAGAGAGGAGAGGACAGAGAGAGAAAAAAAGGAAAGAGAGAGGAAAGAAAAGGAAAAAGAGAGGAAGGAUGGAGAGAAGGAGAGAGAGAAAGAGAGAGGAGGAGAAGGGAUGGAGAGAGGAAGGAGAGAGAGGAAAGAGGAGAGAGAGAGAGAGAGAGGAAAAGAGAAAGAGAGAAGAGAGAAGAGAGAGAGGGGAGAAGAGAAAAGGAGGAAAGAGGAGAGA
Messenger RNA from Perca fluviatilis (European perch), 1284 nucleotides. RefSeq names its product trichohyalin-like. Lineage: Eukaryota; Metazoa; Chordata; Actinopteri; Perciformes; Percidae. The annotation marks the transcript as partial. The record is from RefSeq and is a predicted model, not a curated record. The transcript has 5 exons.